Rhagoletis pomonella (apple maggot) is the source of this 2214-nucleotide messenger RNA. RefSeq lists its product as uncharacterized. The record is from RefSeq and is a predicted model, not a curated record. NCBI's taxonomy places the organism in Eukaryota, Metazoa, Arthropoda, Insecta, Diptera, Tephritidae. The transcript has a single exon. The coding region runs from base 1 to 2214 and encodes 737 amino acids.
AUGUCGGAUAUCGAGCAAGAAGAUACAAGGGUGCAAACUCCUCUGUACCGCGAAUCGCGUGAAGUCCGCGUCAAAAAGAGUCAACGGUUAUCGCUGUUAAAUCGCUUGAAGGCUCUCGAAAUACCGUCGGUUCAGCUUAGCGCGUUAUCAGCACCACACAUAGAGGCCAAACUAGCGCUAAUCGAGCGCUACUACAAUUCAUUUGAGGAACUACAAACGCAGCUGGAGAUUUUAGAUGACACCGAGCUGGAUGAAGAACAUCGCCUGACCAUGGAUGAGAGCUAUUGUAGGGCUAAGGCACUGUACAGUGAAAGGCUAUCGUUUUUACGAACCAACUCAUCCGGAAUGCAGCUGAGUAGCACCCACAUCACACAACAACACAACACAUCUUCAUCGCGACAGAGAAUAAAUUUGCCGAAGUUAAAACUAUCGACGUUCAAUGGCUGCUACCGCGAGUGGCUGGAUUUUUACAAUAUCUUUUUGGUCCUCGUCGACAAAAAUCCAGACCUCUCGGAUAUUGAAAAAUUUCAAUAUCUGCGCUCAAGCCUUUCAGGGUGCGCAGCUACCCUCAUACAAUCAUUAGAGGUGACCAACGCAAAUUAUAAGAAGCCGCUGCAGCUACUUGAAUCCCGUUUCGACCAUAAGCGGUACAUAUUGCAGUCGCAUCUUCAGCACAUCUUCGACACACAACGCAUCACCACACCCACCGUUGCUAAUCUUCGUAGCUUCGUCGACGUCAUAAAUGCAAACAUGCGUGCCAUGCAAUCGAUGGCAACAUCCACACAAAUUGGUAACGGGCUACUGCUUCACUUGGUCGUUUCAAAGCUAGACCAUGAAACGCAAGUGAAAUGGGAAGAAGAAGUGGCUGCGAAGUGGGACCGACCAUCACACCAGGUAUCCCUCAUGCUGCCAGCAUGGGAAGAUCUUGCAGCGUUCCUCGAACGUCGUUGCCAACUCAUCGAUAUCAUCGAUCACAGCGCUACUUCAACCAAAUCGUCGCAUCGGUCACCAGAACCAACAUCAUCGUCGCAAUCAAAGUCUCGUCAAUCACCAAAGCAAGUAUCGUUCAUCACCACCAAUAAACCAAAAUGCAAUUUGUGUGAAGGCUCUAUCAGUCAUAAUGCCUUCAACUGUUCCGUCUUCAUGAAGCUGACACCAGUACAACGCUACGACGUAGCAAAGAAGAAGAGUCUGUGCUUAAACUGUUUGGGUCCGAAUCAUUCGUCGAAAGACUGUCCGUCCACGCAUAGAUGUCAAGUUUGUCGGGCGAGUCAUCACACCCUAUUGCACCGUUCGCAACCAACCACAACCAAUCCACAAUCAUCGUCUUCGCCACUGACACCAUCCAACACCAUGAAGUCAACUUCGACACCAACAGUGCUUCAGGUUUGUGACAGCAACAAAGAGGUUCUACUUGCGACUGCCGUGAUUCAGCUUCGUAGUCAAUCGGGUACAACGAUUUUCGCUCGUGCACUGCUUGAUUCCGCCUCGCAGUUGCAUUUCAUAACUGAGCGCUUGGCUCAGUUACUUCGUGUACAUCGCAAAAAGGUUCCACUGGAAAUCAGUGGCAUAGGAUUAUGCGGAUCAAGGUCGCAGUUCCUAUGCAAGGUGGAGAUACGCUCUCAACACACAGCAUAUUCAUCGACCAUAGAUGCGGUCAUCAUGAACGCAAUAACGACAUGCCAACCGCGCACACCACUGAACACCAUCGCAUGGAACAUACCAAAGAACAUCAACUUGGCUGACGAUAAUUUCAACAAGCCAGGCCCAGUUGAUCUUCUGCUUGGAGCGAGCAUUUUUUAUGACUUGCUGUUGAUUGGACAGAUCAAGUUGGGCGACAAUGUGCCUGUCCUUCAAAAAACUAAGGUUGGGUGGGUGGUCGCUGGAGCUGUCACAAUCCCACCACUUAUAUCUUCGGCGUCAUUGGUCGCAUCAUACACCACCUCAGUAGGCACCGACUGCAUACUAUCUAACGCAUGGCCAUCGCAAAUCUCCUUUGAUUCGAAGGUAACGGAAGCUUCGUCACUCACCUUGGAACCGUCACUUGAUCAGAUUUUGGAAAGGUUUUGGCUUAUCGAACACAAUCCACAUCAAACACCACCAAGUCUAACUGCUGAUGAAAUUGAGUGCGAAAAAUUCUUCGCAGAGACGACAAAGAGAUGCCCCAACACCAAUAAGUUCAUCGUUCGUUUGCCUUUUAAGGAAUCACCAUAG